GAGGUUCUUGUCAUUAAAAAGACGCAUCACCACAAGCUCGCCCUUUUCAAAGAACAAAUCGAGUUCGUGUGUGGUGCUAAAUGUUGGAAGAUUGGUACUGGGUUCCCAUAUAAAUGUCAUGAAUGUGAUGUAUCCUUCCAUGUGAAUUGCGUAUGGCGUCCAUCAGAGUUAAAACCCCAGUCAGAGGUAAACCACUCUUCCCACUCCUCGCACCAUCUUAAGCUUAACACAGGUCAACCACCAGACUAUUCUGAUGGAAAAUGUCGUCUUUGCGGAAAAGAGAUUGAUGAAUUAUAUUAUCAUUGUUCUUCGUGCAACUUCACCUUGGAUAUGCAUUGUGUUCUAAACCCACCACCAGAAACUUUGCGUGAUACGAAAGCUCAUGAUCACACACUCAUUCUUCUCCCAAGACUCGAUUCGUUUACAUGUAACGCUUGCGGGUUGAAGGGAGAUCGAAGCCCUUACUUAUGUGUUCAAUGUGGUUUCAUGAUCCACCAAGACUGUCUUGACCUUCCACGCGUCAUAAAGACUAAUCGUCAUGGUCACCGUAUCUCUCGCACUUCUGUUCUUGGUGUUGUGAAUUCUAUUUGUGGAGUUUGCCUCGAGAACAUGGAUUGGACUUGUGGGGGUUAUUCUUGUCAGAGGUGUCCUGGCUAUUUUGUUCAUUCUAAAUGUGCUACUAGAAGCGAUGUGUGGAAUGGGGAAGAACUCGAAGGAGUACCUGAAGAAAAAGAAUAUUUAGAUCCAUAUGUGGUUAUAGAAGACAACACAAUACAACAUUUCAGCCACCAAGAGCAUUGGCUUAGGCUCCACGUUAAUAGUGUUAUAUGGGAGGAAGAGAACAAGCGAUGGUGUAAGUCACGUUGUAUGUAUCCUUUCAUGCUCAAGAUGCUUGGAACCUCAGAUUCAUACGUUUGCUCUGCUGGUUGCCUAUUUAACGUGCUAGUUCCCACCAGGCGAAGGGGAUCGAUAAAGAAUGUGUGUUAA
This is a messenger RNA of Camelina sativa (false flax), 987 nucleotides long. NCBI's taxonomy places the organism in Eukaryota, Viridiplantae, Streptophyta, Magnoliopsida, Brassicales, Brassicaceae. The record is from RefSeq and is a predicted model, not a curated record.